CUGUCGGCUUCUUCAAAAGAUUGUCCAGGCAAACCCCGUCCAGGAAGUCGUCACAUCGGCGGUCCACGAGCCUGUAACCCGAAUAGUGUAUCGAAGUGUAAAUACGAACGUGUGCAUGGCCAUGAUGACAGAACAAGAAGCAAAAACAUCAUAAUCCCUAGUGCGAACGAGGUGCGGUUUGAAGGAGAAGGAAAAAUUUUUUUGUUUACGGGCGCUAAUGAGCCCACUACUACACCAGCCGGACGACAAAAGCCCACUUGUGGGGAGGGUCCGCGCCGAUCGUUGUUGCUUGAUGCCGGGGGGUACCUUGGCUAUAGUGGUGAUGCUAAUGGCUGCGAGUGGUGUGAACUGCGGUUUGGUGUGGCCUGGUCAGAGUCGAUGCGUCGGCAGGCAGGGGAGCCAAGGGUUGUUGGAUGGUUGGAGGAGUUCCAGCCAGCAGCAAGGCUGGGCGAAUUGUCUGGAGCGAUUUGGCAAUGCAAUGCAGACGAAGCAGAACGAGCAUGGAUUACAACUACCCUCAACGUCGGGAAGCGUGACACCACGUUGGAAAUGGAAAUGGGCGUGCCCUAGGCAGAUGGGACCAGGUUCGUCGGUGAUUGGGGCGGGGGAGCGGGUCUCGUCUAAGCCUUGUCUCUCGGCGGAUGCCUCGACUUUUUGUCUCGGCCGGAUCGACGGGCAAAACGUUUAAUGAACUGACCCUGCAGGCUCGUGUGGUCCGUGGCGGCGGGUGCCCUUGUGAUGAGGAUUCCCCGUACAAAUGCGCACAUCGUCGUAGGCGGACAACUGAGAAUCCGCGUGGGGGUUUCUU
Ilyonectria robusta is the source of this 808-nucleotide messenger RNA. RefSeq lists its product as uncharacterized. The transcript is spliced from 2 exons. The record is from RefSeq and is a predicted model, not a curated record. NCBI's taxonomy places the organism in Eukaryota, Fungi, Ascomycota, Sordariomycetes, Hypocreales, Nectriaceae. The coding region runs from base 218 to 688 and encodes 156 amino acids.